GGGCUGUGUUUGUGUUUGCGGUGUUGGCAGCCCCUCUGCUGUGCGGGGAAACGAGCGGGGCUUCCCGCAGCUGCCUCCCCGCCGCCUCCGCGGGAGGUACAGAUCASACGGUGCGACACGGGCCUGAUCCGGGCUGGCAGCGCCGAGGUGGCAGCGGCCGCGCGUUUGGAAAGGCGGUGGUAAUGUAAACAUUUCAUUUAUACAAGAGAGAGGAAACAGGCAUGUCAGCGCUUUGUCCACCACCGUCUCCUGCAGUUGCCAAGACAGAGAUCUCUUUGAAUGGCGAGUCACCAUUAUUAGCUGCCACUUUUGCUUACUGGGACAAUAUUCUUGGCCCCCGAGUGCGGCAUAUCUGGGCUCCAAAGACAGAACAGGUACUUCUCAGUGACGGUGAAAUAACAUUUCUUGCUAACCACACCCUGAAUGGAGAAAUACUUCGGAAUGCAGAAAGUGGUGCAAUAGAUGUGAAGUUCUUUGUUUUGGCAGAAAAAAGGGUGAUCAUUGUGUCAUUAAUCUUUGAUGGAAACUGGAAUGGAGACAGAAGCACAUAUGGACUAUCAAUCAUACUUCCUCAAAGUGAACUUGGUUUCUACCUGCCACUUCACAGAGUGUGCGUGGAUAGGUUAACACAUAUUAUAAGGAAAGGAAGGAUAUGGAUGCAUAAGGAGAGGCAAGAACAUUUCCAGAAGAUUGUCUUGGAAGGCACAGAAAGAAUGGAGGAUCAGGGUCAGAGCAUCAUUCCAAUGCUGACAGGAGAGGUCAUUCCUGUAAUGGAACUCCUUUCAUCUAUGAAAUCACACAGUGUUCCAGAAGAAAUAGAUAUAAGUGACACAGUGCUAAAUGAYGAUGACAUUGGGGAUAGUUGCCAUGAAGGCUUUCUCCUCAAUGCAAUUAGUUCACACCUGCAGACGUGUGGUUGUUCUGUAGUCGUAGGAAGCAGUGCAGAAAAAGUUAAUAAGAUUGUGAGAACAUUGUGCCUGUUUCUUACACCAUCUGAGCGGAAGUGUUCCCGACUCUGUAGAAGUGAAUCCUCUUUCAAAUACGAGUCAGGACUUUUUGUUCAAGGCUUACUCAAAGAUGCAACAGGAAGUUUUGUGUUGCCCUUCCGUCAAGUAAUGUAUGCCCCAUACCCAACUACACAUAUAGAUGUGGAUGUCAAUACUGUGAAGCAGAUGCCCCCUUGUCAUGAACACAUCUAUAACCAACGACGAUACAUGAGAUCUGAGCUGACAGCAUUUUGGAGGGCUAAUUCAGAUGAAGAAAUGUCUCAAGACCAUAUUAUCCACACAGAUGAGAGUUUCACACCUGAUUUAAAUGUCUUUCAAGAUAUCCUGCAUCGAGAUACGUUAGUAAAAGCUUUCCUGGAUCAGAUCUUUCACCUGAAGCCUGGCUUGUCUCUGAGGAGUACUUUCCUUGCGCAGUUUCUGCUAGUCCUYCACAGAAAAGCCUUGACUUUAAUAAAGUACAUAGAGGAUGACACGCAGAAAGGAAAAAAACCUUUUAAGUCUCUUCGAAGCUUAAAGAUAGAUCUUGACUUGACAGCAGAGGGCGAUCUUAACAUAAUAAUGGCUUUGGCUGAGAAGAUUAAACCAGGUCUACAUUCCUUUAUUUUUGGGAGGCCAUUCUACACCAGUGUACAGGAACGUGACAUGCUCAUGACGUUUUAAAAUCAGGAUGUUGCAGUCCUGCAGAGCACAAAAUCUGUCAGUGUGACCCCCACACUGAUGAUAGGCAUUGAUGACUGAGGGUGAAGCAUCAGGAGCGCAGUAACACUGAGUGUGUCCCAAACAUUAGAGGUCUUGUUAGAGGAAAUAUCAGCUUAGCUACAUAAGCAUGAUUUUAAUUAAUUUGUCUCUUCUGUGUGUUUUUUUUAAUUGUGAAAGUAAAUGUUACCAGYGGUUCCUUGGCCAUAUUGGCUUAGUAGAUAAAUGUGAACAUAUUUUGGUGUAUGAUAAAAAGAAGCAUUUUAAUUUUUAUCCCCCAGAGACUUCUUUCAGGUGUAUCUCAGAUUUUCCCUGUUCUGCUGUGUCAGUAUUUUCAGUGUUUCUACAGAAAACAAUAUAUAUGUUCUCUGUAACCAUUGAGGUUGCAGAACAGGCGCCUUCUGAGAGUUUCAACAAGUUUUUUAAAUUGUUGUUUUUAUGUAUGUGGUGCAAAUCUGAAAUAUGGCUUUCCUCCUCUGCAUCUUGUAACACUACUGGCUCUUUCCUUUAGAGCACUUAGACAUAUUUGAAAUUUUUCAUAUACUACAAAGUGCUAUUCCUGAGUGCAGACAAUUGAUUAUUAGCAGCUCAAAUAGCAGCACAUUGCACGUGUGAACUAAUCAUUAUUCAAGCAGCUCUGUGCAUGUAAGUGCCAACCAGGAUACUCCAUUACAUAUUUCUGGAAUAUUCUGCAGUGAAGUGUUGAGUGAUCAGCUAACUGAGGUCUUUCAAAACACAAAACACAAGACUUGUGUCAUUCCACAGCAGUUGCCAGUCUUUCUGUGUGUAAACUGCUACAGGUAGUUCCAUUGCCAUUUUCAAUGAGAUUCAUAGAAUCAUUUAGAAUGGAACAGGCCUUCAAGAUCAUUGAGUCCAACCAUUAACCCAGAACUGCCAAGUCACCAAUAAACAAUGUUCCUAAGUGCCAUGUCUAUACAUCUUUUGAACUUUUCUCGGGUCAGUGGUUCCACCACAUCCUGGGCAGAUUGUUCCAAUGCUUGACAAAAUAUUUAGAUUAAAGUAUUCGACCUUUUCAAAGAAUUUCAAAGUGAUAGCCAAACUAAAAGAUUAAAAAGGGUGGUAUUUUUUCAUUUACAUCACCAUUAAUAUAUUUAGAGAUAUAUUUUAUAUAUCUCUUAAUUMAGAGAUGUGCACAGCUAUGAACUAAUGUGAUUAGCAUUUUAGUAAGUUAACUCUAAUCAUUAAGCUGUUCAGUUUAUCAUGUCUCCAGCAUAGGUUAAAAAUCAAAACAUAUUUUCUGUUGGUGUGCUUCAACCUUUCUUUCUCAGUAGCAUGUAGAGCAUUGCAGUGUCAGGUGAAUCCAAACUUUUUUUUUGUCUAGAAAUCAGAGGUACGCUUGUACUGCAUGUUAUUGUAUBUUUUCUCUUUUUGGACAAAUACAGGAAUUUAUUUGUAUCAAGUUUCAGCAUAAAGUCAUAACUCAAUAUUCAUUGAAAAAGUGAAAGACAUGCACUGAUUGGAGAAGCCAUGUAUGCUUUGUUGUUUACCUUGUUUAUAAUUCUCUUUGUAAACAGGUUUCUGUUUUCAAGAUAGCUUUUUAGUGUUACUUUCAUGCAGCAAGGCAGAAAAAUUAACAGAAGUUAGAUUCACAGCUUUUCCUGAAAUUUCUAGUACUCAGAUUUUAAAAGAAAUACUGUCCUUUAUUUAGAUCCCAAAAAUUGCCUUCCUUUUCCUGAAACWCAAAGAUCCUAAAUCAAAUGUUUAAAGCUUCUGAAAGAUGUGAAAUUGAGCCCCAUUUGCACACCAUUUUUGUGAAUCAGCAUCAUCAGUGUUACCUGGUUGCAAAAGUAUUGACAUUUUGUGGAGCCAUCUUUUUGCUGUACAUGCAUAUAGAACUCUUGCAGUAAGCUUGGUGACCCAUCAAAAGAACUUGUCAAAAUUACRCUGAUGUAAGUUGCUUGUCCUGAGGUACUGUUCAUCUUUCUGCCACUACUGUCCUCUUCUGUGUUUUCAGUCGAGGCAUUAGAGCCUGAAUGUGCUUAAGUUGCUACUCUUAUGUCUAAGUGARUGAAAGAAAUGUAAUAAACACUGCCAAAACUUCAAAUGUAGAAGUUGUGUCAAAGUAUAAGAGCUUUAAGUCUGCUGCUGAAAUUUAUCCUUUCAGCUUGAUAAGCAUUGGAAACUCAACACUGACACUACUAACAGUAAAGUUGUUUGUUUACUGAACAUUCUGUUACUUUCUGAAGUUACUAAAAACUGGAAACUCUCUCAAUUGCUCCUUUUGUUGCACAGCUGUCACAAGUGCAGAAUGUAUAGCGAAGUACAUUGUUAAAUGCAUCUGCAUGUUGUGUUGUAAAUCUAGCUCAGGAAACAAAGUAUUCUAAUAAAAUUCAUGCAUAAUUUUUGGA
Messenger RNA from Malurus melanocephalus (red-backed fairy wren), 4072 nucleotides. It is a transcript of the gene C9orf72, whose product is annotated as C9orf72-SMCR8 complex subunit. The coding region runs from base 222 to 1667 and encodes 481 amino acids. The record is from RefSeq and is a predicted model, not a curated record. Gene Ontology annotation, molecular function: guanyl-nucleotide exchange factor activity. NCBI's taxonomy places the organism in Eukaryota, Metazoa, Chordata, Aves, Passeriformes, Maluridae. The transcript has 11 exons. Gene Ontology annotation, cellular component: endosome; autophagosome. Gene Ontology annotation, biological process: autophagy; endocytosis.